GGCUCCUCACAGCGCCCCGCACCUUCCUCACAGCGCCCGGGGCCCCUCACAGCGCCCAGCCCUGCCGAGCACCUCGGGCUGUGGGGCAGCUCCGCGCUUGCUCGGCCUGGCCCCUCCGUUAAGGACUGAGACCCCGCCGCGGCCCCGCACGGCUCUCCGAGCUCCUCCUGCUGUCCCUGGGCCGUGCUCGGCACCAGCUGUGGCCGAGAACGGCCUGUGGUCCCCCGGGGAAUGUGCGGUGGCACAGCCCCUCUGCCCCCCGCCGUUGAAUAGUCACAGAACCGAAGCACAGCAGCCCAGGCUGGUCUGGAGUUAAAGGGAUCUUAAAGUUUAUCCCGUGCCACGCCCUGCCGUGGCCAGGGACAACUUCCACUGUCCCAGGAUGCUCCGAACCCCGUUCAACCUGGCCUUGAAUACUUCCAGGGAUGGGGCUGCCACCCCCUGAAUCACAACCUCAAAAUACUUUCAGUAUAAUUAAAUGAUCUGUGUAGUUUUACUUUCGCAAAAGGCCCACAGCUGUCUGGGAGAGAGAGAGGUCCAUGAAUGACAGCGGGGUAGUGCAGUGGAAACUGAUUUUCCCCUUCUCAGCAGUCUGCAUGUUUUGUAGUGGUUGAACCUCACCUCUAAUGAUCACUCAGUCACCCUGAGAAACGCAGCUCAGUCAGCCUCGCUUGAGGGACCUCAAUGCAAAGGUCACUCCACACACUCAACAGUAACUUUUAGAUGUAGCUAUUACUGCUUUUGGCUACAGACUGUCACUACACUCUUCAGUGGAAUAACAAGAAGAUUAACGGUUACCUGAUAUGUUAAUAAUCUAGACUUUGGAGUUUUCUUUUUGCACAGAUCCCUUGCUUUUGCUUUUCUCAGAGAUGUGUUUUUGGGAAUCCUUCACACCACUGAGCAACACCAAGCUUCUUAUCUGUGGAGGAAUUAAUCCCAAAAUAAUGUGUACAAAAUAAAUGUGUUUGCACUUCUGUAUUGCUUGAAAACAUUUUCAGGUUGUGAUUCAGGUGGUGGCUGCCCCUGGUUCCCUGGCAGUGCCCAAGGCCAGGCUGGACAGGGCUUGGAGCACCCUGGGACAGUGGAAGGUGUUCCUGGCCAUGGCAGAGGUGGCACUGGUGGCUUCAAGGUCCCUCCAGCUCAUACUAUUCUGGGAUUCUGUGAUUUUUCCAUCUCUUGUUUCCAUCAGUAGUUUAUGUGAGACACGGGGAGUACCUGCAUGUCUAAGGCAAGAUGAAGUGAGAGAGGGAGACAGUCUGCAGGGCCAGCUGCUGUGAGGGUAUCACCUCAGAUACAAUUAGCAGUGUAGUCCUCUCUCGUGGUGCUUGCUUGGCUGGACACAUAAACCAACCCGAAAAGAGUUUCUUCCACAUGUUUCAGUAAAUAUUUCACUUCAUUGGAAAUCCAGUUGUACCAUUUGGACACCAUUAUGACUAUUUUAUUUUGUGUAAUGAGUUGUCUAGGAACUGGGAAAUCUGACAUGGAGAAGACAGCUGUCUCAUAAAUCAGAGCUUUCCUUUUUCUAGCUAGAUCUAGUUUAAGUGGUUCUACACUAUUUUCCUAGGUGUGUAGUCACCUUCUGCAUUGCAAGUCCAUUGAAUGACCUAUAAAUAACACCUGAUACAACUCUUCAGUUUUAGAACUGUCUUUUGAAUUGAAAUUUUCAUAUUACACUGCUGCCUUUACCUAACAUUUCAUUACAUUUUGUCCUUUACUAGCAAUUUUAGGUAACAGUGGAACCAACAGGAAAAGAGAGACUGUCAGAAGUAGAGAUGAUGAAAGAGGACAGGGAUCACAGAUUCAGAUUUCUAGAGCCACUUCUGUAGUGAGUGAACAAUGUGAAACCAAGGAGUGCUGCCAUGGGACUGUUCCUGUUGAGUGAAUUGACCCAGACAGAUUCCUGUUGAAAGUCUGUCAUUCCCAGGAACUCUUCACUGUUCUGCUGGGGCUCUGCUCUCACCAGCACCCGAGUGUGCCUGGCCCCUGGCCCUGGGCAGGGCUGCUGCAGCAGUGGCACUGCACACCAGCUCUUGGCAUUCUGGGAACCCACAUGGGUUCAUUUUUGGAGGUUCUGAACCCUCCAGUUGCAGCUGCAGGCUGCAGAAGCUGUGGCUGCUUGGCCCCUUUGUGACUGAAACUUCUACCAACACACUAAAGAAAGGUGUGCAAAAGAGAGUUUUAGGCUCCACAAUGUACCUUGGUGGAUUUUCCCAAACUGUGUACAAAUCUUUUGAAAUCCCAUUUCUUUUUUUCUUUUUUCUUUUUCCUCCAAAAACUUAGAAUCACAGAACAGAUCCGGUUGGAUUUUAAUUUUAAGGAUACUUUGUUUCUAAAUAAUUGGGAGGUUUUUUUAAAUUAAUCCCUAGCCUCAUUAAUGGAAGGGAUUUUUUUAACAAGAUAUGCAGGAAAGUGAUGGGAAUAGAUGAAAGCCCUUUUUUUCAUCAGCUACUACUUAGUGCUUGAAAUUGAUUUUGAGAUAAGAUCUAUUUUAAAGCUAGAAUAAGAUAUCGUAUUCUAUUUUAUAUACAUUUUUUUGUUUACCUCGUGUAAGAUAAAUAAACAGAAUCUUUGGGUUUUAGUUGAUUACAUUUUUAGUUGAUUACAGCUGAUUAUAUUUAUAUGAACUUAUUUUUGUUACGGUUUUGAGACAUUACUUUUAAUGCAGUUAAUUUAUACUUGCUAAAAAUACUUCAGUGACAUUCUGUAUUUUUACUGGGUAAGAAGAACUGUUUUAUGCAGAUAACAAUGAUAGGCCCAGAUAACAGUGGAACAUUUCUAUCUAAUUCUCUUUUCGUGGCAUUUCAAAAUCAAUGUAUCAGUUUAAUUGUAAUUAAUCUCACUUCACAAAAUUCUCUCUGUGGCUCUGUGUUUGUGUUGUGCAUGCAGACACACACAAAUAAAUACCUGUUUACUUGUUGCUAACAGGAAAUGAGGUGAACAGGAAGAGCAAAGCUGGGAGAGUCAGUUAUUAGAACAUCAGGCUGGUGCGGCCUGUUUGCCUCAAUCCCUUUAAAGCCCGGGCAGACGCAGAAAGCAGUUUAGGGAUGAUUAUCGGCAUAGUCCCCGAGGCACUCCCCGCACCGUUUAGGUUAAUAAAAGAUCGUUGCUGGCUCCUCCCAGAUUACCGUCCCCGAUCCAAUUAGCCACAGGAAACACCAGGGGAAUUCAUUCAGCUUCCCUGUAAAACGUGACUGCCCUGCACCGUGUUUCUUGUGGUUGAUACUGCAGCAAUGAAGGGAUCAGCACUCACUCAUUCUUUUUGCAGGGUAACAGGUACUGCGAUGGCUGCAGGAGUUCUGCUGCAAAAUGAGCAACCGUACUCCUCGCUGAUAGAGAGCAGUGUGUAUCUGGCAAAUAUGAGUUCAGGGAGCUCGAGGCGCCCCACGGCCAAGUACACGAAGGUGGGGGAGCGGCUGCGCCACGUCAUCCCCGGGCACAUGCAGUGCUCCAUGGCCUGCGGUGGCCGUGCCUGCAAGUACGAGAACCCCGCGCGCUGGGCCGAGCACGAGCAGGCCAUCAAGGGGCUCUACUCCUCCUGGAUAACAGAUAACAUCCUGGCUAUGGCUCGACCCUCAACAGAAUUAAUUGAAAAGUACAACAUUAUUGAGCAGUUUGAAAGAUGUGGUAUAAAAACCAUAAUUAACCUUCAGCGUCCUGGGGAGCACGCGAGCUGUGGGAACCCCCUGGAGCGGGAGAGCGGCUUCACCUACCUUCCUGAAGCCUUUAUGGAGGCUGGCAUUUAUUUUUAUAAUUUUGGAUGGAAGGAUUAUGGAGUGGCAUCUCUUACAACUAUCCUUGACAUGGUAAAGGUGAUGUCUUUCGCCCUGCAGGAGGGGAGGGUGGCUGUUCACUGCCAUGCAGGACUUGGGAGGACAGGUGUUCUAAUAGCUUGCUACUUAGUUUUUGCCACCAGAAUGAGUGCUGACCAAGCGAUUCUGUUUGUCAGAGCCAAAAGGCCCAAUUCCAUUCAGACCCGGGGGCAGCUGCUGUGUGUCAGGGAGUUCUCCCAGUUCCUGGUCCCUCUCCGCAACGUCUUCGCAUGCUGUGAUCCCAAGGCACACGCAGUCACCCUGUCCCAGUACCUGACCCGCCAGAGGCACCUACUCCAUGGCUACGAGAGCAGGCACCUCAAGCACGUGCCAAAACUCAUCCACCUGGUGUGCAAGCUGCUGCUGGACCUGGCUGAGAACAGACAGGUGGUAGAGGCAGAGCUGCUGGACAUCCCAGACCUCUCGGCUGAGAUUGAGAAGACUGUGUCCCAGCUGGCAUCCACAGAGCUCGAGCAGGAGCUGGCCAGGCAGGACAGCGACACGUCGGACUCGUCCUGCACCCACUCCUCUGCUCUCGACAGCCAGGACUCACAUGUCUCCCUGGGACACGAAUGUGAUGCUUUCUAUAAAAGAAGGAAUGUCGAAUGCCUUCAGCCUCUUACUCAUCUGAGAAGGCGUCUGAGCUACAGUGAGUCAGACCUAAGGAGAACUGAGUUUCUUUUGGAACAGGAUGACACUGCCUGGACAGUGCCUGCUCAGAUCUUAGCGAACAACAAGCCCAAGCAGAACAGUGGGGAGGAAUGUUCUGCCACAGGUGAGGCAAAGCCACAGCUGGAGUUAAACAAAGAAGCAUUAGUGCGUAACACAUGCAUGUUCUGGAGUCAAGGGAGAUUUCAUUUGGAUGGACGAAGGGAUGGCUCCUAUCACAGAAGGAGCUCUACCAAAGAAGUACAACGCAGCAGGACCUUUUCCUCAGGCCUCGCAUCCAUGCACAGUCCCAAGGAACCUGAGAUGCCAAGGCACAGCUUUGCCAAUGAGACUGCUCGCAGGAAGGACCACAAGACCAAUAUUUAUGGCAGGAGAGUCUAUCUCUCCGAGGACUCUGACUCUUCUUCUUCCUCUUCCAAAGUGAACUUUUCCAUUGGAUAUGAAAGUGAGAGUAGCAGAGAGCUGUCAGAGACAAUUCCACACAUUGUUCUGCAGUCAGAAUUAAGUUUGGAAGCCCGAAGAGUUUUGGCAGCCAAAGCACUUGCAGAUAUAAAUGAAUUUCUGGGAGAGGAUGAAGUGAAGCAGAAGGUAGAAAUGUGGCAGAAAGAACUCAAUUCUCAAGAUGGAGCUUGGGAUAAAAUCUGCACCGAGAGAGAUCCUUUUGUCCUCUGCAGCUUGAUGUGGUCAUGGAUAGAGCAGCUGAAAGAACCUAUUAUAUCCAAAGAAGAUGUUGACAUGCUGGCAAAAAAUUGCACAGAAUCCCAGGAUGCGCUCUACUUGCUGGGAAAGGAGCAGUGUCAGACCAUCCUUUGUAUUUUACACUGUGUGGUGAACCUGCAAGAGCUGCCCGCUGAUGUGGAGGAGGCCUUACUUGCUCGUGCUAUUAAAGCUUUCACCAAGACAAGCUUCGACUCUGAGAAUGGGCCAUAUGUUUACAAUACCUUGAAAACUGUAUUUAAACAAGCACUGGAAGAAAAAAGGAAAAGGAUUAAAGAAGGAACAGAGAAUCCUUCUUGAUUUCUACACAGCUCUGCCGAAGCAUUAGAUGGGCCUACCAAAUUAUUUUGCAUUUUCCAGCUACUGUAUUUUGUGCUACCCAGCAUUAUUUACCUAACUUUAGGUAAUAGAAGUUAUUAAUAAAUAAUUUUAUUUUUUAGAGGGAGUUUUAGUGGCAGUUGUUCAGUCUACAUAGUUUUAAAGAACGGCUCCAUGUGACCAUUCUCUGUAGCAUUUUGUUUCAGGUACUGGUCUUUUAUGUUGUGAAGAGUUCUCCUAUUCUCAGAUGUGUUUAUUGAUGUGGAAACCUCUGUUAUUGGCAAGAAAUAUUAUUGUCAAGUUACAUGACUGCCAUGAGUUCAGUGCCAUGAUCCCCAAAGGUUUAAUGGAUUAAUAUUUAUGUAUUACAUAUGUUUACAUUAAUGAUAUUUGAUUUCAUUUUGCAGAAAAUAAAUAUUGACUGAAAAAA
Motacilla alba alba is the source of this 5943-nucleotide messenger RNA. It is a transcript of the gene PTPDC1, whose product is annotated as protein tyrosine phosphatase domain containing 1. NCBI's taxonomy places the organism in Eukaryota, Metazoa, Chordata, Aves, Passeriformes, Motacillidae. Gene Ontology annotation, biological process: cilium assembly; protein dephosphorylation. The record is from RefSeq and is a predicted model, not a curated record. Gene Ontology annotation, molecular function: protein tyrosine/serine/threonine phosphatase activity. The transcript is spliced from 12 exons. Bases 3231 to 5495 code for a protein of 754 amino acids.